Molecule: messenger RNA, 2541 nt
Organism: Cygnus atratus (black swan)
Lineage: Eukaryota; Metazoa; Chordata; Aves; Anseriformes; Anatidae
Gene: STAMBPL1
Product: STAM binding protein like 1
Exons: 11
Coding region: 351-1700 (449 amino acids)
Biological process (GO): protein K63-linked deubiquitination
Cellular component (GO): endosome; membrane
Molecular function (GO): metal-dependent deubiquitinase activity; protein binding; K63-linked deubiquitinase activity
Source: RefSeq, a predicted model, not a curated record
UUGCGAUCCGCUCCGCUCCGCUCCUCUCCUCUCCGCGGGGCGCCCCUCGCCUCGCCUCCCGCCAGCCCCGCGCAGCCGCCGCCGCCUUCCCCGGCUGGUGCCGACGGUGCCGGGGUAGCGGUGCCCGCGGGCAGCCCCGGGCCCGGCGGGUGGGAGCUGCCGCUGCUGCGACCCCCCCGAGCCUGCGGAGCGGCGCCGAGCGGAGCCGGGGAGGUGAGGAGGGAGGCAGCACCCAACCACAAUCAGCAUAUUGCUGUUAAGUUUCCCUUGGACUAAUAGACUCUGAGGCAGCGUGCUGCAAAUAUUGAACAUCAGAUUGAUACUUCAGUCAUCCUGUCCAUCGCAGUAAGAUGGAGACUUUUGAGAAAAAGAGUGAUCUUGGUUUGCAGACAGAGGUCAACAUGGAACAACCGUUCAGUAUUAGUUCCUUGAAAAAGCUAGUAGCUAUUCCUGACCAUACAGACAUCUCUGUGACCCCAGAAGAGAGAGUACGUGCCUUAAGCAAACUUGGCAGCAAUAUCACAAUCAAUGAAGACAUCACUCCACGUCGUUACUUUAGAUCUGGAGUAGAGAUGGAACGAAUGGCAUCAAUAUACAUGGAGGAGGGAAACCUGGAGAAUGCUUUUGUUUUUUAUAACAAGUUCAUAACCUUGUUUGUGGAAAAACUGCCCAGUCACCGAGACUAUCACCAAUGUGCAGUACCAGAAAAACAAGUUAUUAUUAAGAAACUGAAGGAGGUUGCAUUUCCACGGACAGAUGAACUGAAGAGAGAUCUUUUAAAAAAAUAUAACUUAGAAUAUCAAGAAUACAUGCAAAAUAAAAACAAAUGUAAAACUGAAUUUCUGAAGAAACUAGAACAGCAGAGGCUUAUAGAGGCAGAGAAGAAACGAAUCGCACACAUGCGGCAACAGCAGCUUGAAUCAGAACAGUUUCAAUUCUUUGAGGAUCAACUUAAGAAGCAAGAACUAGCUCGGGAUCAGAAAAUUAAAGACAGCAUGGUUAUGUCUGAACAGAUAGAUGGAAGUAUGCUAUCUUGUAUUUCUGUACCUGAGAACAGUUCCUUAUCUGCCACAUUGCUUGAAAAAAACGAGAAGAGUGGCUCUACUGGACAUUCACCUCCAGUAAACCGGGCCCUAAAGCCAGCAGCUGCUUUAAGUGCUGUUCAGACUCAAUUGGCUGAAGCACUCAGAGGUGUAAUUUUACCCAGGGAUCUCUGUCACAAAUUUCUGCUGCUAGCAGAGGCAAAUACAUUAAGAGGAAUAGAGACAUGUGGAAUUCUCUGUGGAAAACUGACACACAAUGAAUUUACUAUUACCCAUGUAAUAGUGCCAAAGCAAUCUGCAGGACCAGACUACUGUGAUAUGGAGAAUGUGGAAGAACUAUUUGGUAUUCAGGAUCAGUAUGAUCUCCUCACUUUGGGUUGGAUCCAUACACAUCCAACACAAACUGCAUUCUUAUCCAGUGUUGAUCUUCAUACUCAUUGUUCUUACCAGCUAAUGUUACCAGAGGCCAUUGCGAUUGUUUGUUCACCAAAACAUAACGACACUGGCAUCUUCAGACUUACUAAUGCUGGCAUGCUUGAAGUUUCUGCUUGUAAAAAGAAGGGAUUCCAUCCACAUACAAAGGAUCCUAGGUUAUUUAAUCCGUGUACCCACGUGGUUGGAAAAGACAUAAAGAUAAUUGUGCUGGAUCUGAGGUGAUACAGAUGGACAAUAACAAGUUGCUAAACAAGUGGUCAAAAGAGAAAAAUGGCUUCCUGUUUUUCCUACAUUUUCAGAAAUGACUUUUAUAUUUAUACAUUUUAGAUUGAGUGGUUUGAUAUUUAUUGCUUUAGCCUGUUUUGGAGUUAUUUUGUUGCUCUGUCAAGGUGGAGUUCAGUGGCAUUACCCCUGAAUCUGUAAAAGCAUCAUCUCACUAAAACCAACAAUAAAAUGAACUUCAAAUAACAGAAACAAAGUUGAAAUAAGUAAUGCUUCCUUUGUCAUUUGUUAGCAGUAAUUACUCUCUGAGAAUUACAGAUUUUUUAAUAGCUUUUUAAGACUUUCAGCUACUUAAAUCUAUUCACUGUUUCAGUGAAUUUACAUUAUAUGUGGUAGAGACAAACACAUCGGUUCAGCAAUUUUUGUUUUCAUCCUUAUAUAGCUCGUGUUUCUACUAAGUCAUUAAACAGAAAACACAAGUCCUUUACCUGAGUGCUGACCCUCAUAACAUCCUGGAAUAGCAGAGAGGUUUUGGAGUCCCAUGAAAAACUGUCUUCUCCAGCAACCCUCUAGCAGAAACUCCCAUUUGAAAUCAAGUUCUGAUCCUGCAAGGGAUUCCCUGGAUCUGUCUAGAGCUAGAUAAAAAGAUCUAUCUAGAGUUAGAAGGAAGAAUCGUACAAAAAUAUUUGCUCUUACAAGAGUUUAUUUAAUACCUGCUCCAAGAACCUAGAUGACCUAUACUUUAAAUAAUAAGGUUAGUACAAAAACGUUUGGAACGUGCUAACAGUCAGAAGAUGGACAAGAUCUGAAACCCAACAGUUACGCAGUCACAGUAAAUAAC